Molecule: messenger RNA, 1419 nt
Organism: Salmo salar (Atlantic salmon)
Lineage: Eukaryota; Metazoa; Chordata; Actinopteri; Salmoniformes; Salmonidae
Source: RefSeq, a predicted model, not a curated record
AUGCAGGCACCCUGCUCACUACACCCUGAUCACUACAACCUGCUCACUACAACCUGCUCACUACAACAUGCUCACUACACCCUGCUCACUACAACCUGCUCACUACACCCUGCUCACUACACCCUGCUCACUACAACAUGCUCACUACACCCUGCUCACUACAACCUGCUCACUACACCCUGCUCACUACAACCUGCUCACUACACCCUGCUCACUACAACCUGCUCACUACAACCUGCUCACUACACCCUGCUCACUACACCCUGCUCACUACACCCUGCUCACUACAACCUGCUCACUACACCCUGCUCACUACACCCUGCUCACUACAACCUGCUCACUACAACCUGCUCACUACAACCUGCUCACUACACCCUGCUCACUACAACCUGCUCACUACACCCUGCUCACUACAACCUGCUCACUACAACCUGCUCACUACAACCUGCUCACUACACCCUGCUCACUACACCCUGCUCACUACAACCUGCUCACUACACCCUGCUCACUACACCCUGCUCACUACACCCUGCUCACUACACCCUGCUCACUACAACCUGCUCACUACACCCUGCUCACUACAACCUGCUCACUACAACCUGCUCACUACAACCUGCUCACUACAACCUGCUCACUACACCCUGCUCACUACAACCUGCUCACUACAACCUGCUCACUACAACCUGCUCACUACACCCUGCUCACUACAACCCUGCUCACUACACCCUGCUCACUACAACCCUGCUCACUACAACCUGCUCACUACAACCUGCUCACUACAACCUGCUCACUACAACCUGUUCACUACACCCUGCUCACUACAACCUGCUCACUACACCCUGCUCACUACAACCUGCUCACUACAACCUGCUCACUACAACCUGCUCACUACAACCUGCUCACUACACCCUGCUCACUACACCCUGCUCACUACAACCUGCUCACUACAACCUGCUCACUACAACCUGCUCACUACACCCUGCUCACUACAACCUGCUCACUACAACCUGCUCACUACAACCUGCUCACUACAACCUGCUCACUACACCCUGCUCACUACACCCUGCUCACUACAACCUGCUCACUACAACCUGCUCACUACAACCUGCUCACUACAACCUGCUCACUACAACCUGCUCACUACAACCUGCUCACUACAACCUGCUCACUACACCCUGCUCACUACAACCUGCUCACUACAACCUGCUCACUACAACCUGCUCACUACAACCUGCUCACUACAACCUGCUCACUACAACCUGCUCACUACAACCUGCUCACUACAACCUGCUCACUACACCCUGCUCACUACAACCUGCUCACUACAACCUGCUCACUACAACCUGCUCACUACAACGGGCACAACAGAACGGCCCAACUGCUUUUUUCCUGCGUAAUAACUACAAUAACCGUAACUGA